Molecule: messenger RNA, 791 nt
Organism: Drosophila sulfurigaster albostrigata
Lineage: Eukaryota; Metazoa; Arthropoda; Insecta; Diptera; Drosophilidae
Product: acyl-coenzyme A thioesterase 13
Exons: 2
Coding region: 48-488 (146 amino acids)
Molecular function (GO): fatty acyl-CoA hydrolase activity
Source: RefSeq, a predicted model, not a curated record
GCUCCGCUAGUGAAAUAGUCAAAAGAGGCAAUACAAAAACAAACACUAUGGCAGCCAAACGCGGUGUAGAAAUGGUCAAACAAGUGGCCGAAUUUCUUUCCAAAGGAUCCAGCUUCGAUCGGGUGACACAAAUGGUGAAAAUAACGGCUGGCGGCGAUGGACGCGCUGUGGGGGAAUUCACAGUGGCAGCCGAGCAUUUGAAUCGCAUGGGAUCUUUACACGGUGGUUUAACAGCUACUAUUCUAGAUAACGUCACUACCUAUGCCCUCAUGUCCAAGGGUUCACACCCGGGUGUUAGUUCCAGCCUCAAUGUAAGCUAUCUGGCUGCCGCAAGACCCGGCGAUGUAGUCGAAGUAGACGCCAAUACUUUACAUGCAGGUCGCAAAAUGGCGUACAUUGAGUGUGAAUUGCGAAUCAAGGCAACUGGCAAAGUCAUUGCCAAAGGCGGACAAACUAAAUACGUGGACAUGGACACUAAACUGACGUAAAAGUGCUAGUCAUCGUAUUCGAAUAAAUAUAUAGACAAGAGUAAUACUAUUUUAUUAUGAUUUUCUUAUCUUCACAACUGACGUCACAUACGACAAACAAUCUGCUUUAUUAUUGUACUAUGCACGAAUAUCGAUAGUUCAGUUAUCGACUGACAGCUGUUGAGUGUGUUUGCGUUUUCUCUGUUGUGUACACGUUUCGUAACAAUUCCGAAAUGGGAACUCGCAAAAAGGGACUGGAAUUUGCCAAGCACAUCAGCGAAAUUAUAGCCAAGGCAACAGGAUUCGAAAAGCACUUGGAAAAAG